CCACAGUUAACUGCUGUCACAAUACGGCAAGGUGAAACAGCUGAUGUCCAGGGAAAUGAACGCUUGAAACUGAAGUCACGAAAACUCCACAAUGUUUGCCUUCAUCCCGCCUCACACCUUGUGGCAAUCCGUCAACAGUAACUCCCCGAUGUGACUCUCCGAUACAAGUGGACAGAAGUAAGAGACAACAUAAGAGACAACAUAUAAAGCUUUUUAUCUAUAUGAUCCACGGCAUGCGAGGCUCAUUAGAAAGUUUUUUUCAUUAGUUUCUUUGCAUACAUCUUUAACGAUUAGAGUUUGUAAAAAUCCUUUAACUACUUAUCUCCAAAGGUGCACACCAUUAGUACACGGAGUCAUGUUUAGUAAUGCUGGAGAUUAGUUUAUUGAAGACAUUUAUUAAGUCAAUAUGCAUGCUAUAAACUACAUAUUAGGCUAUAAACGACAUAAUAGGCCAAGGGGGUCAAACUCAAUCGCUCGGUGGGCCAAAACUCAAAUCACAUUUAAGGUACUGGCCGAACAGGAUAUUCAAUAAGAUUCAAUUAGCGGAUAAUGAAUCUUUUUUACCAAAAAAUACAUAGAAAUGCAAAAAGAAAAAAAAGUUUUAAUAAUUAAAAAUCAUUGGCAUAUCCAUUCUCGUUCUUAUGCCAAUUUGUCAGAGCUGGAUGUUUGGAACAUUGUAAAGGCUACAAAAACAUGUAAGUUCAUUUAUGUUGGUAGUAACGAUCUGUGUCUUUGAUGUUCAUAUUCUCAUGAUGGAUUUAACGUGUCCCAUUACACUGCAGCUCCAUUAGCUUCACCUGCAAAUUUACAGGUGCAGAUUCCUGCAGUGGAAGUGUGGUUGGUGUGACGGGGAAUAGUGGUUUGUAGAAUAGAAGUGACGGGGCUAGAACAAAGGUUGUGUGGUUAAUUAAAUUAGUUGAAAUGGGUUACAAAAAACCUCGAAAUUACAUUUCUGUGCUUCAAAGUCACUCAAGCGUAGUGUGAACUCGGCGCGAAGGAAGCUAAAGUUUUUUAGCAAAGUGUGCAUUGGGAAAAACCAUAGCGUUUUCUUGGAUAUAAGUGUAAGCCGGUAAAGAACUCAAGGGUCUGAUAUAAUUGUACAGCGGGCCGGAUGUGGCCCCCGGGCCUUGAGUUUUACACAUGUGUAUUAGGCUAUAAACUGCAUAUUAGGCUAUAAACUAAAUAUUAGGCCAUAAACUACAUAUUAUUAUAUAAACUAAAUAUUAGGCUAUAAACUACAUAUUAGGCUAUAUACUACAAUAUUAGGCUAUAAAUUACAUAUUAGGUUAUAAAGUACAUAGUAUUCUAUAAACUAAAUAUCAGGCCAUAAACUACAUAUUAUUCUAUAAUCUAAAUAUUAGCCCAUAAACUACAUAUUAGGCUAUAAUCUAAAUAUCAGGCCAUAAACUACAUAUUAGGCUAUAAACUAAAUAUUAGGCCAUAAACUACAUAUUAGGUCAUAAACUACAUAUUAGGUCAUAAACUACAUAUUAGGCUUUAAAAUACACAUUAAGCUAUUAAAUACAUAUUAGGCUAUAAACUACAUAUAUUACGCUAUAAACUUCGUAUAUUACGCUAUAAAAACAUAUCAGGCGAAUACUAGAUAUAAUAGGCCAUAAACUACAUAUUGGGCUAUAAACUAUAGAUUACGCUAUAAAACAUAUCAGCCAUAAAUUAGAUAUCAGGCUAUAAACUACUUAUCAGGCUAUAAACUACAUGUAUCAGGCUAUAAACUACAUGUAUUAGGCUAUGAGCUAUAUAUUAUGCUUUACACUAGAUGUCAGGCUAUAAACUAGAUGUCAGGCUAUAAACUAGAUAUCAGGCUAUAAACUAGAUAUCAGGCUAUAAACUAGAUAUCAGGCUAUAAACUAGAUAUCAGGCUAUAAACUAGAUAUCAGGCUAUAAACUAGAUAUCAGGCUAUAAACUAGAUGUCAGGCUAUAAACUAGAUGUCAGGCUAUAAACUAGAUAUCAGGCUAUAAACUAGAUAUCAGGCUAUAAACUACACAUUAGAAUACACGUAUUAUUAUUAUUGAAAUGCCUAUUAAAAAAAAAUAAAAAAAAUUCAUAACCAGUAAAACUAUUUCGUUCCUUGAUCUAUUUCACAUUUAGAUUUUUUUGUCCAAGUUUAGCCAUCAAAUCACUUUCACUGUACUUCAAUAUUACGCUGGUUGUGUUUGUUUAUGUCUUUUUGUUUUUCUUCAAUAGCUAUCAAGGCAUCACCAAGACAACCAUGAAUUAUAAUAUCGCAGUCGAGGUGAUGAAAGCGGUUAAGAAACUUUAUUUACGUCACGAACUUGAAGAUUUUGUCAUUGAAAUCGAAAAUACUGAAAUCAAGUGUCAUCGCUUCAUUCUUGCGUCAUGUUCCGGAUUUUUCAGUGGACUUUUCCGGUCAGGUAUGAAGGAGGUGAAGAAUGGACGUGUGACUUUGCAUGAUAUAUCUUGUGAAACAUUCAAGCUAAUACUAGAGAUCCUGUACACUGGCAACGACAUGAUAACUGAAGAUAAUGCUAUUGCCAUCUGGCAUGCCUCAAAUCAGUUACAGAUUGACUUCAUGAUUGAGUUAUGUGAAAAGAUGGUAGUUAGGAUGUCCUCAUUGGACAAUUUUGAGGAAGUCUACAGAAACGCUAAGCUAAUUAAUUCAAAAGCUGUCCUAGGAGUCAUCAAAACAUUCAUAUUGGAACAUUUCGUACAGAUAAGAAAGAUGAACACAUUUUUUGAACUUUCAUAUGAUGAACUUUUGGCAUUGAUAAUUGAUCACAAGCUUGUGGUAGAAUCUGAAGAUCAAGUCUUGGAAUCGAUUAUGGAAUGGAUAGAAUACCCUGACAUUGAACAGUUAGAAGAUAAACACCAAACUGUUAAAAGGAAAUGUACUGAAGACAUUCGAGAAAGGAGACAGGUUGCUGCUAAGAUCGGUAUUGAAACAAAUUCAUUCGUCAACAACGAAUUAAAUGUCGUGUCUGGUGUCAACACUGAACAAUCUACCAGUGAUAUGGAUGCCAAAAGAUUAGAUGAUGUUAAUAAGAUUGUUCACCAAGGCGUUUGUCCCUCACCCCCUUUUCAAUCUCAAGACGUCGUCACAGAUGACAGUGACAUGGAGCUAUCCCCAGGACGAGGUCACGAUAACACAGUCAGCAAAUUAACUCAAGUGCUGGAUCUCACUAAGACAAAUUAUCCGCUUGAACGGGUGAAACAAACGAAGCGCAAAUUCGUUGGAGAACGACAGCCUAAGUUGGUGCCACUCUUAAACGCUGCGAGAAUUGGUCUCGCCAGCGCUUCAUUUCUAGAGAGUCUCUACAAUCAUCAUUUGGUUAAAGAGAAUUACAAAGCCAAAGAUAUCAUUUUUAAAGCAGUUCUUCAUCACUUUAAGAAAUACAAAAAUGGGACUUGGUCUAACGCUGGCUUGCACAGAGAUUGUAGUAAAUUUGGCAACUUUGGAGUAAUCUGUUC
This is a messenger RNA of Lymnaea stagnalis (great pond snail), 3449 nucleotides long. The record is from the annotation of a GenBank genome assembly. Lineage: Eukaryota; Metazoa; Mollusca; Gastropoda; Lymnaeidae.